AUGGAUUCAACACAAAUCAAUCUCUUAAAGCAGUUCGUUUCAAUGUGUAAAACUGAUCCUAAUGUCUUGCACAUGCCUGCAUUAGCUUUCUUUAAAGAUUUCAUUGAAAGCUAUGGUGGUAAAAUUCCUCCAUGUAGACCCAAAGAAGAGCCUAAGCCAGAAGAGGCUAAACCUGCUGAAGCAGAACCUGAAGUAGAAGAAGAAGAGGAAGAAGAAGAAGUAGAGAGUGAUAUUGAACUAGAUAACAGUGGUGUAAUAGAAGAUAGUGAUGGUAGCUUACCAGAGUAUGCACCUGAUGAUCAUGAAGUAACUGAUGAUCUUAUUGACCAAGCUAAUGAUAAACGUAAUGAUGCUAUGGAUGCUCUUAGUUCAGGAAAUUAUGAAGAAGCUAUCAAGUCUUUUACGGAAGCCAUCAAACUUAAUCCACAUUCAGCAUUAAUGUAUGCUAAAAGAGCCAGUGCUUAUUUGAAGUCCAAGAAACCUAGAAAGGCAAUACAUGAUUGUGAUAGAGCUAUAGAAAUCAAUCCAGAUUCUGCUGCACCUUAUAAAUGGAGAGGCAAAGCAAACCGAUUGUUAGGGAAAUGGGAAGAAGCCUACCAUGAUUUGACUACAGCAUGUAAAUUAGAUUAUGAUGAUGAUGCCAAUAUGAUGUUAAAUGAAGUCAAACCUAAUGCCAUGAAAAUAAUGGAACAUAACAGAAGAUAUGAAAGAAAGAGGGAAGAAAAAAUACUGAAUGAAAGGAAAGCUAAAAUAAAGAAAGCUAGAGAAGAAUAUGAAAAGCAAAAACAGGUACAUCAACAAAGCUCUGGAGGGGACAUGCCCGGUGCUGGUGGUUUCCCUGGUGGUAUGCCAGGUUUCCAAGGUGGAGGUAUGGGUGGUAUGCCAGGAAUGCCUAAUUUAGGUGACUUAUUCUCUGACCCUGAAUUAAUGACAGCAUUCCAGGAUCCAGAAGUUAUGGCAGCCUUCCAAGAUGUUUCAGCUAAUCCUGCUAACAUUUCAAAAUAUCAAAAUAAUCCUAAAGUUCAAAAGAUUAUAAACAAGAUGGCUGCCAAGUUUGGUGGU
Lottia gigantea (owl limpet) is the source of this 1062-nucleotide messenger RNA. RefSeq lists its product as hypothetical. NCBI's taxonomy places the organism in Eukaryota, Metazoa, Mollusca, Gastropoda, Lottiidae. The record is from RefSeq and is a predicted model, not a curated record. Gene Ontology annotation, molecular function: protein dimerization activity; Hsp70 protein binding. The annotation marks the transcript as partial. The transcript is spliced from 11 exons.